Messenger RNA from Paramacrobiotus metropolitanus, 1193 nucleotides. RefSeq lists its product as uncharacterized. The transcript is spliced from 4 exons. The record is from RefSeq and is a predicted model, not a curated record. Bases 115 to 1023 code for a protein of 302 amino acids. Lineage: Eukaryota; Metazoa; Tardigrada; Eutardigrada; Parachela; Macrobiotidae.
UUAUGCUUAGAAUUAGAUACAUCAUACAGCGAAAGCAAUGCAAUUAGUUGGUUUUUCGUGCGUUUUCUAGUGGUGUUUUGCGAUUCUCAAAUAUAGUAAGGUUGUUUCAUAAAAAUGAACAUAUUCAUAUAUUCAUCGAUUGCCUUUGCGGUUCUCUUGCUGUUGCCCGGCUCCAAUGACGGCAGCAAGUCGUGGAAGAAGAAAAAAUAUUACUUUAAGAGCCAAAAGAGAUAUUUCUGCGAUUCCCGCUCCCGCCAUCACCCUUCCUACCACCGGGUGCCGGCACCAUGCGCAGCCAAUGCCAAUCCACAGCUGUCCAGUCAUAUUAAACCCAUGCCCAUCGAUCCAUACCGGAUGCUUGGCAAAUGGUAUCAGCCCUUGGUAUUUUACAACAACGCCAGCGUUAAUUCUCUGGGAUACAAUUUCGCCGUCUACUACAACAACAUUGGGAAUGAGACGCUACUCGCCGGCACCGAUACACCGGCACUGCUGAUCGAAUAUUACGAAAGCGCCAUCGAUGCCGAUACGCAGAAGUGUGGCACCAAUGUGGCCUUGAAUCAACUGGCAGCAAACGGCAGAAUGCGGCAGCUGUGGUUCUACAGUUUCAUCACGGAUCCGACGCAGUACGGGACAGCAUUGUGGCCGGAUGUAGUGGCGUCGACGGACUAUGAUUCCUAUGCGAUUAUUUACGAGUGUGACCGCGUCAGCAACACCAGUCGUAGUGCCUGUGAGGAGCCCUACAUCGCUGUGCUGACCCGUGACCGACCCGAUUUGGUGUCGUCCGCGGUGAUAACGCGCGUGUCCAAGGAGAUCGAUCGCAUCCUGGGCAAGUACUGCUUCGACGCCUCACACCUGCUGACACGCCCCUGGUACCCGGCACUGGGCGAAUGUCCGCUGUAUCGGCCCAGCAUCGACUGCUACACGAAGCAGUACGAUGCGUGGAAACUCCUGGCGGGUACCGGACCGGGCAACGGACAAAUCACGCCGGAUAGCGGACCACAGACAGUGCAGUUUUUUGGUUAACAACCAGUUUAUUUUACACUUUUACAGUAAUGUUGAUGCGGUUGUAUGUAGUUCGAACAGUAUUUCAAAAUGUUGUCUGUGUCAGUUCUGUUACAUCUUAUAAUUCGAAGGUGGCGGCUAUUAUACAGUUACUCCUAUUUUAUUCGAUACUCAGUAAAACAUGCUGUGUG